AUGUGUAGAAUGUUCGGUGUUCUAUCCUUAGCUUACGUGGCUAUUUUUAUUACGGUUGUGCAAUGUAACGAAGAUGUAUCGUCACGGGGAGUUAUCGAUUAUUUGAGCAAAGACAAUGACGUCGGCCGUACGUUUGGUCGGUUUGCUCUGAAGCGGUUGUCGUUCAUCUUCCUGCCGGUGAUGUUCACACUCGGCGUUAUUUCAACCCUGCUGCUGGCGCUCGCCGUUAUCUCCGUGAAGAAUCUUGCCAUUGGAGUGAUCCUUCUUAUCGUUGGCAUCAGUCAGGCGGCGGCUAGAUUGUUCUUUGCGGCGACUUCGUCUGGGUCAUCACCUUUGUUGCAUCUGCACCCUAGAACUGAAUUUCUGCCAGCACCCGCACCUUGGCCAGCUUCUGGUCCGCUUCUUUCUCCCUGGGCACGAUCGGACAACGACGCAACAAUAUCCGACUAA
Messenger RNA from Parnassius mnemosyne (clouded apollo), 450 nucleotides. NCBI's taxonomy places the organism in Eukaryota, Metazoa, Arthropoda, Insecta, Lepidoptera, Papilionidae. The record is from the annotation of a GenBank genome assembly.